AUGCCGCGUUCUCUACGCCGUGCCGCCCUUGCUCUAGGUUCUAAGCGCACAGUCAAGGUUGGCAUUACCGGCAAGUACGGCACUCGUUAUGGCUCGUCGCUGCGUCGCCAGAUCAAGAAGAUUGAGGUGUCGCAGCACAGCCGCUACACGUGCUCCUUCUGUGGCAAGGACACUGUGAAGCGCCAGGCUGUGGGUAUCUGGAACUGCAGCGCGUGCAAGAAGGUGGUCGCCGGUGGCGCCUGGUCGAUGAACACCACGGCCGCGGCCACGGUCCGCAGGUAUGUGCCACGGUCUAACCCCAGCACGAUCCGUCGUCUGCGUGAGAUCAGCGAGGCGUAA
This is a messenger RNA of Malassezia sympodialis ATCC 42132, 339 nucleotides long. RefSeq lists its product as uncharacterized. Gene Ontology annotation, biological process: translation. The record is from RefSeq and is a predicted model, not a curated record. Gene Ontology annotation, molecular function: structural constituent of ribosome. The coding region runs from base 1 to 339 and encodes 112 amino acids. Gene Ontology annotation, cellular component: ribosome. NCBI's taxonomy places the organism in Eukaryota, Fungi, Basidiomycota, Malasseziomycetes, Malasseziales, Malasseziaceae. The transcript has 2 exons.